Molecule: messenger RNA, 1520 nt
Organism: Diorhabda sublineata
Lineage: Eukaryota; Metazoa; Arthropoda; Insecta; Coleoptera; Chrysomelidae
Product: bone morphogenetic protein 5-like
Exons: 4
Coding region: 103-1254 (383 amino acids)
Biological process (GO): SMAD protein signal transduction; BMP signaling pathway
Cellular component (GO): extracellular region
Molecular function (GO): growth factor activity; cytokine activity
Source: RefSeq, a predicted model, not a curated record
GAAUUAUCUACUUAAAACAAAUUUUCAUUUUGCUGUCUUACAUUAUAUCAAUCUACUAAGGUCGCUUAUAGUAACCAGAAGUUUUUUUUUUAUUAUUCGACAAUGGGGAAAUUUUUUUUAUUGAUGUUUGUUGUUGAAGUGGUUUUAUCACAGAAUUCAAAUAACAGUGGAAAAAGUUAUUUUUUCAAAAUGGGUAGAAAUAAUAACGAAUUCAAAGUGAAUAAUAGGAUUAUGUAUUUGAAUCACAAUAUCACUGAUCUUGAAUAUCCCCUUUUGGAGAGGAAAAAGUCGUAUCAUACUUCUCAGAAUUCAGAUAAAGCACAACAAGCACCCAAGUUCGACUUUAGUUAUUAUUUAGACAAAGAAUGGGAAUACGUUCACGAAAGCAAUCCAAUAAACAAAUCACGCUUACCGUCUUUCCUUAGAAUAUUUUAUGACGAGGCAACUUCCCAUCCAGAUACUUCAAUCACAAGAAGAAUACUUUUCAACAAAAACUUGAACGCAUCGACACCUAUCCUCAAAUUCAAUCUGGACAAUAUCGAUCCCGAAUUGAAUGUAAUCGACGCUGAUUUAUACUUUUACUGGCCGUUGAAGGAUACGUCGAAUAUUUUCAAGGAAUCUGUUGUAAUAAGAUUGUAUCAGUAUGAAAAACAAUCGUAUGAUGAUACCGGAAACAGUUCAAUAAAUAACCCCGACAUUCAUAAACUGUUCAAUGUUAUAUAUGUGUCCAAAGCGCAAAAAGGAUGGCAGAUGUUCAAAGUAAAGAAACCCAUAGAUAAUUGGUUGAAUGGGGAAGAGAACUUAGGUCUAAUUUUAACAAUAUCUAGUUAUGACACUAAUAAAUUGAUUGAAGUAUUUCAUGAUAAAAAUAUGGGAAAUUUUAGUACUUUCAUAGUGGUUAAAACACAAAGUAACGGUUCUUCUUCAGUAUUAGACGAUAACGAAAUUACCGAUUACGAUACGAAUUCGCAGUGUCAAAUACAGGAGUGGGUGAUAAACUUUCAAAAAAUGGGAUGGGACAAAUUUAUCAUAUUCCCCGAACAAUUUUCCGCUUUUGAUUGCGUUGGAAAAUGUUCGACACCUGAUAAAAACGAUACGAACCAUGCGAAAUUUUUAUAUAUUUUCCAGAAAAGAAGCGCGUGUUGUGUACCUGUGUGGUAUAAAUCGUUACCGAUAAUGUAUUUUGAUAAAUUUAGAGAUAUCGCGAUUAAGAAUUACGAUAAAACAAUUAUAACUAAAUGUGGUUGCAGAUAAUAAUUUUUUCGCAAUAAUUAAGUAAAAUUUUGAUUUAAUGCUUAUUAAUAUCACUUUCUACUAAGAAAAUUCGGAAAUGAAUUAUAAAUUUUACGUUUACUGAUUUUAAAAAAUGCUUUCAUUUUGUUGCAUUGUAUCUCACUUCUAAAAUUCUUUUUUUUCUUUCAUUCCAUUUAUUUUGAAAGCAGGAGUAAAAACUCAUAUACAUUUUUUCCAGGAAAUUUUUUUCUUGUGUAAUGACAAUAAAAAUGGUGUUUUAAUGAUCA